This is a messenger RNA of Prosopis cineraria, 2058 nucleotides long. RefSeq names its product V-type proton ATPase subunit B2-like. Lineage: Eukaryota; Viridiplantae; Streptophyta; Magnoliopsida; Fabales; Fabaceae. Gene Ontology annotation, biological process: proton transmembrane transport; ATP metabolic process. Gene Ontology annotation, cellular component: proton-transporting V-type ATPase, V1 domain. Bases 150 to 1616 code for a protein of 488 amino acids. The record is from RefSeq and is a predicted model, not a curated record. The transcript is spliced from 15 exons. Gene Ontology annotation, molecular function: proton-transporting ATPase activity, rotational mechanism; ATP binding.
AACUAUCUGUACGUGACAAAAUAGUCUCACUUGUAGGCUCGUUUGAUAUUGAGGUUCAUCAUUAGAUCUCAGUCCAUCCCUACUCUCUGCCAAUACCUCUCUCCCGCUUCAGAUCGGAGGGAAAAAGAAAAAGAGUUUCAAGUUCAAACAUGGGUGUGGCUCAAAACAAUCUUGAUUUGGAGGAGGGAACUUUGGAGAUAGGAAUGGAAUAUAGAACUGUAUCUGGAGUCGCUGGACCAUUGGUCAUUCUUGACAAAGUUAAGGGACCCAAAUAUCAAGAGAUUGUUAAUAUUCGUUUAGGAGAUGGAACUACUCGACGUGGGCAAGUUCUAGAAGUCGAUGGCGAAAAGGCUGUUGUUCAGGUUUUCGAAGGUACUUCUGGGAUUGACAAUAAAUUUACAACUGUGCAGUUUACUGGAGAGGUGUUGAAAACUCCUGUCUCAUUGGACAUGCUUGGACGCAUAUUUAAUGGUUCUGGAAAACCUAUUGAUAAUGGUCCACCCAUAUUACCUGAGGCUUACUUGGAUAUAUCAGGAAGUUCUAUCAACCCUAGUGAAAGAACCUAUCCAGAGGAGAUGAUACAGACAGGAAUAUCUACAAUUGAUGUCAUGAAUUCCAUUGCCAGAGGUCAAAAGAUCCCUCUUUUCUCAGCUGCUGGACUUCCCCAUAAUGAAAUUGCUGCUCAGAUAUGUCGCCAGGCUGGCUUAGUCAAGCGAUUGGAGAAGUCUGAUAAUCUUCUUGAGGGUGGGGAAGAAGACAAUUUUGCCAUUGUGUUUGCAGCUAUGGGAGUUAACAUGGAGACUGCACAAUUUUUUAAACGUGACUUUGAGGAGAAUGGCUCGAUGGAGAGGGUGACUCUUUUUCUUAAUCUGGCAAAUGAUCCUACAAUCGAACGCAUUAUCACUCCUCGUAUUGCUCUUACAACUGCUGAAUAUUUGGCGUAUGAAUGUGGGAAGCAUGUUCUUGUGAUACUCACAGAUAUGAGUUCUUAUGCUGAUGCUCUUCGUGAGGUAUCUGCUGCUCGGGAAGAAGUGCCUGGAAGGCGUGGUUAUCCUGGUUACAUGUAUACAGAUCUUGCAACAAUCUAUGAACGGGCUGGAAGAAUUGAGGGGAGAAAAGGCUCCAUUACACAAAUUCCAAUUCUGACCAUGCCAAAUGAUGAUAUCACACAUCCAACUCCUGAUCUUACGGGAUACAUUACUGAGGGGCAGAUAUACAUAGAUAGGCAGCUGUAUAACAGACAGAUAUACCCACCAAUCAAUGUCCUUCCAUCACUAUCUCGGUUGAUGAAGAGUGCCAUUGGUGAGGGAAUGACCCGAAGGGAUCAUUCUGAUGUUUCGAACCAGCUCUAUGCAAAUUAUGCCAUUGGAAAGGAUGUCCAGGCAAUGAAAGCUGUUGUUGGAGAAGAGGCGCUUUCAUCUGAGGACCUGCUGUAUCUGGAAUUUUUGGACAAGUUUGAGAGGAAGUUUGUUACCCAGGGAGCUUAUGACACCCGCAAUAUCUUCCAGUCACUAGAUCUUGCAUGGACUUUGCUUCGGAUUUUCCCCCGUGAGCUGCUUCAUCGUAUACCAGCAAAGAUUCUUGACCAAUAUUAUAGCCGAGACGCCAGUAAUUAAUGGAUUGGACUUUGACUUUGCUCGAGCAUUUAUCCCCUGCUCAAGCAGUUCUCCAUGACCUUGGGAAUUAAUUUAUUCCUUUGCUUUCUCGCCAAAAGUCGUACAAGAAUAAAACUAAUGAAGGUUAGAGUCUGGCUUGGUGCAUCAUAUUUCAGCGUCCUGUCAGAUAUAAAACCACGUAGAUCUUGAGAUUCCGGUGUCAUUUCUUUUGGGGAGGAAGUUUUAGUCGUGUUGUAUUACCAUGGCGCUAUUUGUAUUUUGGAUUUUCGUUGCAGUUAGGUUUUGGUGGAUUGCGAAGCCUUUCCAUGUAUGUUGCUUGUUUCAUUGUAUUAUUCAUUUUGUAGUUAAAAUCAGGAGCGUUACUAUCAGUUGGGCAAUUCCUUGAUGUGUUUAUCUGCAUUGUUAUUGGUAAGUGAAACAAGUUUUUAACAUUUCCUGUCAA